AUGAAAAUCAUUGCUCGUUCGUAUAUCUGGUGGCCUAGUAUAGAAAAAGAAAUUGGGGAUAUGGCCCGAAACUGCAAUGAAUGCAUAAAUGCGAGACCUAAUCCUCCUAAGUCAGUACUAACUCCUUGGAAAUGGCCACAAAGACAAUGGAUGAGAGUGCAUUGCGAUUUCUUAGGUCCGUACAAAAACAAAACAUUCUUAAUUAUUGUCGAUGCAACCACAAAGUGGUUAGAAGUUUGUCAAGUAAAUUCGAUGACAGCACAAACGGUCAUAACAAAACUGUCUGAGUUAAUUUGCACGUUUUGGCAUUCCCAGAACAAUAACAACUGA
This is a messenger RNA of Macrosiphum euphorbiae (potato aphid), 330 nucleotides long. The record is from the annotation of a GenBank genome assembly. Lineage: Eukaryota; Metazoa; Arthropoda; Insecta; Hemiptera; Aphididae.